Rubroshorea leprosula is the source of this 1150-nucleotide messenger RNA. The record is from the annotation of a GenBank genome assembly. NCBI's taxonomy places the organism in Eukaryota, Viridiplantae, Streptophyta, Magnoliopsida, Malvales, Dipterocarpaceae.
ACCUUUACAAAUAAACGCGGGUGAGUAAAAUAUUUCCAGAUGAUUAAUGGUUGGGUCCAGUCAAGCCCAAUUUUGGUUUCUUGGUAUUGGUACAACCAGGAACCAGUAGAGUUUUGGUCUUUUGGGCUUUUGGCCCAGUUUUGAUUGGUUCGACCAUAUAUCCAUGACGACGGACCAAGUUAACGAAACGGGUCAAAUUUUCUUACAUUCCACAGCGCGUGAAAUGGACGCGCUCAGAGCCACAUACGGAGACGACGAUUCUUCAGACUCCAAUUCCGAUACCACCUCCUCACCGGCGCCACCUGCCAAAUCAGAAGCCGGGGUGGAUUCGACGCUCUCUUCCCCACUACCUCCACCUCCUCUUUCUCUCCUUGACCCUCCCAAUUCCCUCGGGACGCUGGAUAACUUGCAAACUGGUCAGCCCAGUAGAGUCAGGAGCUUCCCUCAUGUUGAGGGCAACUAUGCUUUGCACGUUUACAUCCCGGUUUAUAUACCAUCUACAUCAAAGAAGGAGAUGUGCCAGUUUCUAAAGAAAGUAGCAUCCCUUGUACCAGACCUUUACGUUGUAGAUGUUGAUGUUCCAUUAAAUGGUUUGUGCAAAGAUGAACAUAAGCUUGAACAAGUUGCGUUGGGAAGGGAAUUUCACAUAAGCUUAGGAAGAACCGUUGCUAUUAGGGUGCACCAGAUUGACUCCAUGGUAGCUAUGCUUCGCCAGAAGCUUCAGUUUCAGAAAAGGUAUUGGAUUGAUUUCAACAAGUGGGAAGUUUUUGUAAAUGAUGAAGGCACACGCUCCUUUCUUUCAGUUGAGGUUUUGACAGGUGGACAAGCAGAGAUAACAAAGAACAUCCAAGCCGUCAAUGAGGCCUACAAACUUCAUAAUCUUCCCGAGUUUUAUAAGGAUCCUCGCCCGCACAUAUCCUUGGCUUGGGCACUGGGGAAUAUCAGUGAUUCCUUAAAAAAUGUUGUUGAAGAAGUAAAGAGAUCUUGCUUUCGAGGUUCUUUACAAAGUCGUGUUUUCACUUGCAAAUUUAAUGGAAUUGAGUGUAAAAUUGGAAAUAAAACAUAUAAGAUAUGUAAAUCUCCAGAUGAAUUAUAAACCUUGUAAAAUCCGAACAGAGCACUAUUUUUUAGAUGUAAGGGGUAGCCCUUC